GGGCAGGCGGAGUCGCUAAGCCGCGCGUUUACUGCGUCAAUCGUUUCGUUCGUCCCCCCCCCCCCUCCUUUGCUCUCCGUCAGAUUCCCUUAGUGGUGGUGUCUAUUUUUGACUCGGGCUUUUUGUCAGCGUCGCCAGCGCUGCCCCGACGUUCGGGGUAUUACCCAUCAACAAACAUAUUUUCUCUUCUACAAUUGAGUCACUGCAUUGAAAGCAACAAGACGGAACACACACACACACACGCCCGCACACAGACACGUAAGAGAACGGCAAAAAUUCCAAGAAAGCGCAAAUGGACUUCUUCAAGCGCACCAACUCCCUCGACUCGAUCGGGGUACUGUACGAGGAGCGGGAGUUUCGCUCGCCCACUGAGACGCCGGUGCAGCGGGAGCACUCGGAGCUGCGCGUCUCGACGACGGUCUUUUCCGCCCCGCGCGACAACGUCCGCAUCGCCGACCACUUCUCCGAGACGAGCACCACGGCGGACACUCGCACCUACUCCUCUUCCUACCCCAUCACGGCGUCGUCACUGCACAUGCAGCACAUACGGGAGCAGUCGGGCGACUUCACCUUCACCGGGCAGCCCCGCGCGGUGGUGCGCUUCCGUUCAUGCAUUACGGCGAACGACGCGCACGGCGGCGGCGGCGGUGGGGUGCGCGCGGAUGACCGCGGCGGCGAGAGCAACGAAGGCGGUGAGGGUGAUGUCGAGCUGCCGGCGCAGACCGGGCCGUUCUCGGCCGACAUUCUGUGUGUGAUUCUCCUCUACGUCGAUGUGAGCACGCACGCCGAUAUUGUGCAGCUGGGCUGCGUCUCCCGCUUCUGGCGCUUCUAUGCAAACCUCGCCCCACACUGGACGUACUUUAGGCGGAAGGAGUGGCGUAAGCGGGCUGACCUGCCGCGCUACGUGCGCCGUAUUGUGGCCAAGACGAAAAUUGUCACCCGCGACGACUACAUCAAGGAGCGGGUGAAGGUGGAGGAUUACAAGAAGAAGGAGCACCUGAUCGGCACGGCGAAGCACAUUCGCUGGGUCCUGGCCACGGGGAUCAUGGUGGGGGUGAUGGCGACAGCCAACUUCGUUGUCGCCUACUUCCUUGGCUUCCUGCGCACGGCGCUGCGCUCCGACACGAACCUGGGCAUCACGUGUUUUGUGCUGCUCGCGGUGAUGUCCCUGCUGGAGGUGCUCAUGGUGGUCUUCCCCCUGGCGGGCAGCUCCACCUCCGACAACAAGCACAGUACGAUGCGCAUUCUAUCAUGGGGCCUGCUGCUGCUCGUGUGCAGCACGGUACUAGGCACCAUCACCGCCCUCGCCUUCACCCGAGUGCAGGCCGCCGGGCACGUCCUCGACGGCCCUUCCAUCGACUUCACGAUGUCCGCGCCGUGCACGCGGUACGUCACGAAAAACCGGCCGUCCUUUGUGCUCCUGCCCGCCGCUCUGAGUGACCUGCGAUGGCGGCCAAUCACCUUCGACCCGAACGAGACCGUCCUCACGCCGUACUGUCCGCGGGCAGCGGCCGGCAGGUCGGGGAUGUGCUACGUCCUGUCCUUCUUCGAUGUGAACUACACCUCGGCGGUGUUUCAGAACGCCACGGCGCUGGCGCUGGGGAAGGACGUGGGAACGCCGACGGCCAACGGCUUCGACCCGCUCUCCUCCGGUCCGCAAAGUGGCGGGCUUUGGUGCACCUCGUCGAGCUGGCCGCAGAUCGUGGCGGUGACCGCGAAGACGUACGCCGCUAUCAAGGCCGCGCGAGACGCCCUCUACCCGUCCGAUGAUGACUGGCUCGUCGCCGCGCGUCGACCGGGGAGCCUGCUCAACAUCAGCUAUCGAUGCAGUUCGGACAUCAACCGUCAAAAGACCGAAAGCCCGCACAAGUCCACCGAACUGUGGUACGGCGACAACGCGGCGUGGGAGUGGAACUACGUCCCGCUGGUCACGCCGUACGUCCAACAGCGAAGCACCUUUCUCAGAGUGCACUAUCACUUUCUCUUCUACGCCUUCGCAUGCCACAUCAUCGCGGGUGUGUUGUGGCUCGUGAUGCUGAUUGCACAGAUGGUGUUUAAAACAGCCGCGAACGGCGUGCUGGGCGUCGCCACGGCUGCGGCGGUGAUGUGUUUGAACCCGCUCACGAUGAUUGUCACGGGCAUCCUGUGUGUGAACGUGAGUGACUCGACGUUCAUGUGCGACGCCAGCGCGGGCGGGUGUCUCAUCGGCGGUGGCUUCGGCCUGACCUUCCUGGUGCUGUCCAUCUACGUGUCAGUGCGAGAUUGA
Messenger RNA from Leptomonas pyrrhocoris, 2266 nucleotides. RefSeq lists its product as hypothetical. The record is from RefSeq and is a predicted model, not a curated record. The transcript has a single exon. The coding region runs from base 293 to 2266 and encodes 657 amino acids. Gene Ontology annotation, molecular function: protein binding. NCBI's taxonomy places the organism in Eukaryota, Euglenozoa, Kinetoplastea, Trypanosomatida, Trypanosomatidae.